This is a messenger RNA of Paramuricea clavata, 696 nucleotides long. Lineage: Eukaryota; Metazoa; Cnidaria; Anthozoa; Malacalcyonacea; Plexauridae. The record is from the annotation of a GenBank genome assembly.
AUGGCUGAAAACCCUCCGCAAACAUCUUCCAUGGCCGAAGAAGAAGAAUUUUUACCGGGGCAUCCUAACGUGGUCUCUUUUACCCAAAAUUGUUUCGGGAAGUUGGUGAAAGCCACGCAAAAGGCGCACGGUUUGCCCAAGCCGGGAGAUGAUUUUGAAUUUUAUAGCAGUUUUCCAGAUUUCCGCGAGUUCUGCAAAACGCAAGGUGGAAGGGUGUUGAAUAAUGUCGGGAAGUUGCUCAAGUUGGAGCAUGUUAGUUGUGGCUGGCCUUCAGAAACGGACUACGAACAUAGGUACGAUUCUAGGUGGAUUUGCUAAUCCGAUUUAAAUUUAAUCAUGUGUUCUUAAUCUUAUUGGAUGCUAAUCUAAUUUAAAUCCCAAUGUAAUCAGAAUGAUCUAAUCUGUAUGAUAGUAAUAUUAAAAUCCUAAUUUAAUUCAAGUCCUAAUUUAAUCCAAAUCUUAAUCUAAUCAAAAUCCUAACUUAAUCUGGAUCAUCUAUUAAUUUACGUCCUUUAUUGGAUCUAUUAAUUUACGUCCUUUAUUCCUUGCAGUAUGGACACAGACGACAUAUUCGAAUCUCUUGUCGAGGCGAAUGACAUUCUCCUUGAACGCAUCGACUCUUGCUUGGAUGAAGCCUCUGGUUUACGCAAAAACAGAAAACCAGUUCUGCCAAAAUCUAUGCAACAAAGCACACCU